GAGGAUCUUGUUAGCUUUUUUUAUAGAUGUUUGUCUCAAACAACUGCCCAAACAGGGUUUGUUUUUUGCCAAUGAUUUUACCAGCAGCAUUUAGGAUUCUAGAUCUAUAAAGAUUAUUUUUAAUGCUCAGAUUGCCAUACCAGGCAGUGAUAUUGAAACUUAAAAUAUUGCAGAUAUUAUAUAUCUAAUCUACAUCAUGAAUUAUGAUGAAUCAGAAAAGUGACGAAUGAUUCAUUCUUCAUUCACAUUGACAUUGAUUCACACUAUUCAGAGUGACUGAGACACCUGCCAUCCAUGAUGCUUGAAGAGGAUAAAGAAACUGACUUGUUUCUUAAAACAGCCUGUGCUUCUCAAUUUUGCAACAGACUUAAAGAGCAAACUAAGCCAUUAUUAUGUGCUGGUCAAAAGAACUUCUCACCUUCAAAAUCACUGCGUGAAACUAAACAUGACAAACUUAAAGAUUCUAAAGCCAAAAAAAGGCUUACAAGAGCUAAACAAGAGCCACCCAAUGGUAUCAUAGAACGCAGAUAUGGGUACAUUCCAAAUCCAAGAUGGCCAAAACCAGCUAAUGCUUACACCAAACCAUAUGAGCCUAAAGGGGUUGGAGCCAAUGAUGCUUCAGGAGUCCAGGGUGUCUUAUUUAGAACACAGCAAACUUUGAAGCCAAAAAGGCCUAGCAGAUCUACAUCCAAUCAUUCUUAUAUAGAAAGUGAUUUUCCUGAACUGAGUUUUUCAGCAGUUCCUAGGUCUCUGAAAUCUUCCACCCCAAGUAAUUCAUUUGUGUCUGGCAGAAAUGAGGAGUCUUCCUCCGGUGCUAAGAAGUUUUCUGGAGUUAAAUAUCCUUCAAUGGAUAUGAAUACAGAUAAGUCACUAUCUCCAAAAACAUCAACUCCUGUAGACAACAAUGUCUAUGUUCACAGUCCAUCUCCUUGCCCAGUACCAGUAGUUUCACAGUCUACUUCUUUAGAUGUGGAGAAAUCAUUAACUGACUGUUGUGUUCAUACACCAGAAAGUCAUGACUUGGUCAGCAGCAAGGGCAGACGAUUUCAAUCAAGGCAAUCAGGAUCAAGUCCUGUGCUCUCUGAUAGUAGUAGUCACUCUAGUCUUUCCAUCCCGUCACCAUAUUUUCACCACAGAAGUAUCACAACUGAAUGUCAGGCUUUGGCAAAUGAGAGUGGAUCUAGCAGAGCUUUGCCCUUAGCUUGUGAUGUCAGUCAAACCAGCUCAACAUUCCAGUCCCAUGGUUCUUCUUGGUCUAGCAUUGUCAGGGAGAGCUCUCCUUUUCAUGUUUCUGAGAAGAAAAACUGUUCAGACACCAGCCCUUCCAUGUUUCCAAACAAGUGGAAAGAAAACAAGCCUGGUAGGUUGUCAGACUUGACUCGCCCAGGGUCCCCUCUCAGUGGGUCAUGCGAUGCUAGUCAGUCUCCUGUGAUGUCCUGGUCACAGGUGGCAAAAGUUUCACUCUCCAUUGGCCCAGAGGGAAACGCACAAAACUCUUCAAAAAAUGCACCUGUUAAAAAUACCUCUUGUGAGAAUGAAAAUAUAAAAUUGCACUCCAGGCCUGUUGAGAACACAGUUGAAAGUGAGAACAGAAAUGAUAAGUCAAAAAGAGGUUUGGCAAGAAACAAACAUGCUAAAAGUAGUAACAACAAAACUGUCUCAGGCUUUCAGCAGACCAAACAAACAAAUCAUUCCAGAACAAGUCUCAUACAGUUGGAGGACUAUAUAACUCCUAAAAAACAGAAUGGCAAAAAAAGUGGCUCAUUGGGAAAGAAAAAUCUGUCGAUGCUUGAGAAUCGUUUUAUCGAACAUAUAGAAGCCAGUGCUUCAUCCCCACCCAAGAAAGUGCGCCCAUCACCUGUUAAAAAACUAAGUUUUAUGAAAAACCCUUCUUGUGAUAGCUCAUUUCCAGAUAACUCUGGUGAUGCUAAACUUAACAUUAAACAAAAGAAUGACUCACAGCCUCUCCCUUUACAAGACUCGCAGCCUCUUACACAAGAUUUUGACAGUGUGAUGCAUAAUGUGAAAGAAGUGGAAGCAAAGAUAAAAGCAAGGUCUAAAGAGAUAAAUAUGUCCGUUCUGUCCAAGAGAAUGACAGAACGUAGAAGUCCAGUUCUUUCACUGGAAAGCCUCCUUAAUGCUGAAAAGGCAGUUGCCAAUGAUAAAAAAGAUUUUUUUGUUCUUGAGAAUGAAGAUGAAGAUGAAUAUAUAAAUGCCAAGAGUUCAGCCAGCCAUCAGGCAGAUAUUUUUUGGAAGACAAAGCAUGUGACAGAAACAUUGAUAAACUGUUGCUCGAGUGAUGUUCCGGUUAUUCAGCCCGAGUCUAGCGAGGAUGAAGACAAUGUUCCAGACUUCACACUUCCAUACUAUCAAGUCACACAAAAUGUGAAUGUAGAGCAAGAGAAUGUCAGUGUCGUGGCAGACCCUGAAAAAGUCACAUGUAAACUUUGUCUUAAAAAGUUAGUCCGGCGAUACUGUCAGUUCAUUGAAGAACAUGAAGUUCCAAAUGUAUCAGUGGAAAUUUUCUUCCUCAUACAAUUGCUGACUUGUAGUCAAGUGGAUCAAGACAGUCUUCAAUAUGUUGACCAUCAUUUAGGUGGAACAUACUUUCGUUCAGUGCACAAUGGUGUUUAUUUUGCUGUGGCUGUCAUUAAAAGGCUAAGAAGUUUGUUCUUAUGUUUGGAUAACACUUACUUGGAACUGUUGGCAGCGUCAGAAAGAAUUAAAGUAUUUUCUCCAAAGCUGCACAUUUUUUUCAAAUCUGCAUCAGAGAAUAGAAAAAAGGUUGCUGUGACAACUUUCAGUAUAGGCCACAAUACAUUCAACCCUCAAGAAGACGGUUUUCUCAGCUUCCCAGAUUCUAAUUAUGCUCAUGUUUUUAAAUGUCAAAGAGAUAAUUUUUAUGCCUUCUAUCGUCACUACCAUGAUACAGAAAGUAUUUAUGAGUUUAAAAUAGAGAAUCAAAUUCAGUAUGUGUAUGAUGGCUGUACACCGGAACAAAACUCCAUGUUCAAUUUGAUACAUCUUGCAAAACUCUUUGUGGAUCACAUGAUUUUGUGCUGUGUUCAUCAGAGCCAAGAGAAAAUUGAUGUAGUCAAAAUGAUUGAAAACAAAGGGCAGAAUGAGGAAAUGUUUAACUCCUUGUAUGAGAGCUUCCUGUGCAACUUGAGCCCCAGUGAGGUGACACCAUGUCCAGCUCCUGGUUUCACUGAGACUCAGAUGUUCUUUAAAGAUUUCUUGGAGACACUGAGCUGUCCAGCCUUCAAUGAACAUCUGCGCAACAUUCUUGUCAGUAAAAUACUCGAGUUGAAUUCCGCUGAUUAUGGCCUUGUUAGAAAUUUACAUUCUAUUCAAGCCAUUGAAGAAGAUCAGACUCCAUUGAGAUGUCACAAAUUUACUGAAUCUGUGUUAACCCUUCGUUUGCUGGCCAAAAUGUUGGGAUACUUAACAUUUUUACCUUAUAAUGUGGGCAUGCAGGCAAUGCCUCCAGAACAUGCAAGUUCUAUUAUACAAAUGAGAGAACUGAACCCAUUGCCUUUGCCAUUGCCUGCACUGAUCAAGAAGGCUUAUGACAGUGGUCAUUUGAGUUUAACUAUCCCAUGGAUCGUUGAGUAUCUCUCUAUGAUGGACCCGAUGGCACCAAAGUUAUCUGUGUAUGAUUCUUUGCUUCGAAAAUUACAUUACAUCCAAAGAUAUGCCUGGACAAGUUUAUACAAAGAAGGUCAUACAAAUACUGCAGUGUUGAUAGUCUCUUGUAUCAGCUGGCUAUUUGAGAUGCCAUCAAUCCCCUCAGGUUUUAGUUUAUCCUGUGAUAAAUCUGUUGAUCAACAACACUUCUGUGAUUCUACAAACACAUUUCAUGUUGAUCGCCAGAAGCUGGUCACUCCAAGUCUUCUGUCUCUGGCAUGUCCUUACUUAGAACAAGGUGAGAUCCUGCUGAUUCAGUUUGGUUUAAACCAGACGCCAGCAUCAAAGGAGCGUCAAGUGUUGCCUGUGAUAGCUGCUGGGGAUGAAGUCCUGCCACUUCAAGAGAUGAAACCUCACACAGAACUCCAGGACAUUGUAGAAUGGUUAAAUUCCUCUCUUACAUUGGAUGCUAGUGAACAGAGUCUGCAUAGCAAAACCAGUGUGAUUGAUGAUGAGGUGAUUCCAGCCUAUGUGCUCACCAGACUUUUUACUUCUAGACAUGGAAAUGAAAUGGCCGAGCUAGAAAUUAACUUUAUCCAGAACAACCCCUACAUCAAAACCUGUGUAAAUAUGGCAGUAGAGUUGAUCACUGCUAAAAUAUUUGACUACACCCUCAGAACUAUUUUACGGGUGCUUGUGUUUGAAGUCAAAGUGGAGAUAAGGUCACAGUUUGAGGGCACGUCUCAGGGCCAGCAUUCUGAAACCCUCAAGGACAGGAUCUUGGCACAGUCUUACAUAAUAGCCCACAAGUACAUGGCCAGGGCUAAAACCAGUUUCUAUGAAGUUGUGGACAUGUGCUGCAGUAAAGAAUUGACACAGCUGCUAACAUUUCUGACAUCUGGUCAUAGGGAAGAAAUACAAAAGUGCUGUAUUCAUCUUUCAAAGAGGCUGGUCUUGGAACGAGUGAAAGAAUGGACCAAAGUUCAAAUCUAUCCAGAAUUUUUUCAAAGAAUCAUCAACAAAGAAGUAGAAAAAUGUAACAAUGGCAACCCUAAGCAUCCAAGUUUGUAUCCAACAGACUUCUCUAAGAAACUGGAAACAUUGCCAACAUCCGAACUGUGCUCAGGAUUUGAUGAAAUGGAACAGCUGUCAGAACUUAUUGAUAAAGCCUUGUCCUAUGGUGUAUGGUACAUCAAUGCCCUAACCCCAGGCACACGUCCAGAUGGUAAGCACAUGAUAGAACUUAUUGAAGAUUUCAUCAGAUGUGUGGAGAAAAGCAUGGUAACUAUGGACUUUGCCUUCUAUGUUAUGUCCAAUUUUCUGAUGCAUCUGAUCAUACAAUACAUUGUGGAUGCGCCAGAGAAUUGGACUGAUGCAGCAGCUGCUACCUUCCUGCGGCUGUGCCAUGUGUGUAAAGCCAAGAAGUUGGAGAAUGACAAGUUGACUAUCAAGCUGUCUGAGUCAGUCAGGAAGAAGAAGAGAAUGAAAGUGAAAGUGCUGAACCUCAUGUCUGUCCACUCUCUGGUCUGGCUGACACAAAGUGAACAAAUGAAUGAGACCUUGAUGGCCUAUUGCAAGUUGAUCUUCCAGCUUGUUGAGUCACAUUUACUGUGCAUAGAGACAGUGUGUGCUAAACUGACUCAGUCCAGAGACAACCAUAAUGUCAGCUUGACUGUCAAGAAACUCAUCAACCAGAUUCUAGUGAAGCUAUUGGAGAUGCUAUGGGAGAGCCCUGUCACUCCUCAGACACUCAGCUACAGCAGGGAGAGAAUCCUGGUCUUACUUCAAAGCUUAGUCUCCCCUGUCAAUGGACACACAAGGUCUGAGUGGGAAGAGCACUUACAUGCAUUGCUCACUGCAACAUUUGGUCAUGUUCUAGAGAAAUCAUGUUCUAGAUGACUCUCUUGUUCCCCUAACACAUAAAUGAAGUUUUCUGUACAAAAUGUUGAUAUUUUAAAGUGUAAAGAACAUAAUUUUAAUCAUGUGAUUUUAUGUCAUGAAAAGUCAAAUAUAUUUUUACCUUUUUGUGCAAUAUUUAUUUCUAUCUUAAUAAA
This is a messenger RNA of Biomphalaria glabrata, 5681 nucleotides long. RefSeq lists its product as uncharacterized. The transcript is spliced from 28 exons. NCBI's taxonomy places the organism in Eukaryota, Metazoa, Mollusca, Gastropoda, Planorbidae. The record is from RefSeq and is a predicted model, not a curated record. Gene Ontology annotation, biological process: chromatin organization. Gene Ontology annotation, cellular component: nucleus. The coding region runs from base 295 to 5526 and encodes 1743 amino acids.